Molecule: messenger RNA, 1608 nt
Organism: Hyaloscypha bicolor E
Lineage: Eukaryota; Fungi; Ascomycota; Leotiomycetes; Helotiales; Hyaloscyphaceae
Exons: 4
Coding region: 1-1350 (449 amino acids)
Molecular function (GO): catalytic activity
Source: RefSeq, a predicted model, not a curated record
AUGUCUCCACGCAACGAUAUGUACCUCUCCCUUUGCCUCGCUCAGGCCGAACUCUCUCCCCUUCACUACCGCCACGGCUCGAUCAUCGUCCGUGGUGGGAAGGUGAUUGGCCAGGGUUUCAACAACUAUCGUCCUGGGUUCGAUGGUGGCGCUCUCAAAUCUGGCGUUCUCCUCGAUGGUCCCGCCAUUGCUGAGCUGAAGCAGCGUUUGAAGUCUAAGCCAAAGUCAAAGAAUAAGCCGGACCAUCAGCAGGACGAUGCCACAUUUACGCCAUUUGAGUCUUCGGGUUGCGGUCCUCACGCAAACGUGAACCUCUCCAUGCAUUCGGAGAUGAUGGCUAUCCGCUCCGCUCUCUCGCUCUCGUCGGGCACCUUGUCCUCUCAAACCUCGGCUCGCUCAGCGAAGUGCUUCGAAAAACCGUGCUUCAAGUUACCGGGUGAUUCUAAAAAACGAAAAGCCCGAGCACGCGGUCUCAAAGCCUACGCAGCAGCAGUCACCAAGAAGAACGACAACAAGUCCAACAUCAAGGAGGAGGACAACGAGUUUCAGAAGGAGAUGGUGAUGGUGAACGUGGCCUUGAACACAUGGAAAAGCGCCGAGAAACACCGACCAAAGAAGAAGUAUGGGUAUCACUAUCAGACUGGGUAUCAGUACGAGGCGGAUCACUAUCAAAAGCCUCAACACAAGCCCUAUCAACAUAAGUGCGGUUCAGAGCCGCAACUGUCCAAAGUCAGUGUAAAGAAUUUACGAACUCCAGAUACGCCAUCAACUCGCAGCGAUGAUGACUCACCUCCCAAGAAACCGCCUCUAGCCCCUCCAAAGCCACAACAAAUCCUCAUCACCAAGAAGAACUCUCUUAACACCAAAGCUGACGUGAAGGAACGCACCAAGGACUUCCGUCUAAAGGGUUCUGAUCUCUACGUUGCCAGGCUCGGGACCUGCCAAGUUACUCCUCCCAUGGACCCAAAGCCGCAUACGUCCACUCCUCCAACUCCAACUCUCUCACCAAAAUCCGAGCCCGCAUCUCUCUACGACGAGCUCACAUCUAUCUCCCGCACUCCAUCUCCCUCAACAUCUCCGCCCAACCCACCACCCAUGGCAACGCCCGAGGUCCGUGCCUCUCGUCCCUGUUACAGAUGCGUGAGUGCUAUGCACGCCGUGGGCAUCAAGCGAGUCUUCUGGACGAACGCAGAUGGGGGGUGGGAGGGCGCGAAGGUUCGAGAUCUGGUUGAGGCGCUGGAGAAUGGCAUUGAGAGUGAUGGGGAUGGUCCUGGGACGGGGCAGGAGAAUAAGGGGGUGUUUGUUACGAAGCAUGAGGUCCUGAUGUUGAAAAGAAUUAUGGGGUUUUAAGUUGCUGCGAGGGGACUGGAGUAGGGAAGUGGUUUGAGUUUUCAAUUUCGAUGUUCCGCAAAGGAGAGAGUGCGAGACGUUCCAAUUCAUUUUCAUUCCUGCUCUGCUGUCCCAAAUCCAGACAUCUUCCAAGAGGAAUGUCCCACUACCUUCUGUAUAACGCCUGGUUGAAGAUACAUUUCCCAUUCUUUAUCUUGCGCUCCCAGAGUCCACAUCCCCAGAGGUCCGAUUAUCUGGAACAUCACCGUUUAAUGUCCU